Emys orbicularis (European pond turtle) is the source of this 2167-nucleotide messenger RNA. It is a transcript of the gene CTNS, whose product is annotated as cystinosin, lysosomal cystine transporter. The transcript is spliced from 11 exons. The record is from RefSeq and is a predicted model, not a curated record. Gene Ontology annotation, molecular function: L-cystine transmembrane transporter activity. Bases 142 to 1272 code for a protein of 376 amino acids. Gene Ontology annotation, cellular component: lysosomal membrane. Gene Ontology annotation, biological process: L-cystine transport. Lineage: Eukaryota; Metazoa; Chordata; Testudines; Emydidae.
GGGGUUCGAGCGGGGAGGGGAGCCCCCAGUUCCCCUCUCUCCUCCCCCCCCCGGCUGGGGCGCUGAGACACCCCUCCUGUGCCCCCUGCCUUCUGCUGCCUCCAUGUGCCUUGGCUGGGGGGGAGCAGAGCGCUGGGGUAGAUGACGAGCUGUCUGAAGAAUAGAAUGAUGAAGAAAAGAUUGCUACUUCUCUCUCGGUUGUGUUUUUCACUCUCAUUGCUAAAACUUUGUGAUGGAGCCAUCAUGCUAUCUGUCCCUGAAGUGGUUUCAUUAGAAAAUGGUAGCUUGACAAAUGUCACCAUGAUUCUAAGUGCCCCAUUAAAUGAGACAUUGGUGAUAACAUUUAAUGUUACAUAUUCGUCAAAAAAUGGAACCAUUGUUGAACUACCUGAUCAAGUAAUAUUGCCUACAGGUCUAAAUAAUUCUAGCUUUCAAGUGAAAGCUAAAGAUGUUGGACAAGUUACAGUUUAUCUUCAUGCCAGUAAUUCCAACCAAACUGGUCCCCGGAUUCGAUUCCAAGUGAUUCAUAGUAACAUAGUGAGGAUUAUAGACCAGGUGACUGGCUGGAUCUAUUUCUUUGCCUGGUCGAUCUCCUUCUACCCUCAGGUUUUUGAAAACUGGCGACGAAAAAGUGUUGUUGGACUAAGCUUUGACUACGUAGCAUUAAACCUCACUGGUUUCAUAGCAUACAGUGUAUUUAAUGUAGGACUUUUCUGGAUAGCCUACGUCAAGGAGCAGUUCCUACGCCAGUAUCCCAAUGGAGUGAACCCUGUGGACAGCAAUGAUGUUUUCUUCAGUCUCCAUGCAGUAGCUUUAACUCUCUUUCUAAUAUUUCAGUGCUGUAUAUAUGAGAGAGCUAGUCAAAGAGUGUCCAGAGUUGCUAUUGGGCUGCUUGUGAUUGCAUGGAUCUUCACAUUUACCACCCUGUCUGUGGCUGCAGCUGGAGAAAUCACAUGGCUACAGUUCUUAUUUUUCUUUUCUUACAUUAAACUGGGAAUCACACUGAUAAAAUACUUUCCACAGGCAUACAUGAAUUUUCAGCGGAAGAGUACUGAAGGGUGGAGCAUUGGAAAUGUGUUACUAGAUUUUACUGGUGGAAGCUUCAGCCUCCUUCAGAUGUUUUUGCAGUCUUACAACAAUGAUGAAUGGAAAUUAAUCUUUGGAGAUCCAACUAAGUUUGGACUGGGCCUCUUCUCCAUCAUCUUUGACAUAGUCUUUAUCAUCCAGCAUUACUGUCUAUAUAGAACACGGGGAUAUGAGUCUUUGGACUAGGGCCCCACCCUGAAUAGACACAACAGUACGGAUUUAUUAGCCUUGCCUCUCUACUGGCUGAGGGAUUUCCAGACUACUCACCAGGUACCAGCGUGACUAGUUCGAGAGUCAUGCUGUUGUUUAUAAUUCCUCUUCGGUAUGGGACUGCAGUGAACUUUUUUUUGCUUAAUGCCAAAUGCCUUAAUGGAUAUUCCAUUAUCCUACUCCUUGCAGCUGGAAAAGAUUGGCAACCCUGGCAGCUAAUUCUGGGCCAGCCUGUCUUGAGCUGGCCUAGUAAUAUGUGGCUAUCUUUGACCAAUACAGCAUUCUGUGGGGGGUGGGGGUGGGGGGGGCAAGGAAAGAGCUGGGCUUCCUUCAGCUGAACACAAUUGAAGAGUGAAAAAUCCAACCAGGUAACUUUUUAAAGUAGUGACCAAGAAACAGGUUUUUGUGGAGUGGACAGUAGAAUUUAACUGUGCUGCUGCCUUCAUCAUCUUCUCCCAAACCAAGUUGUAAGUGGAAAGCAGUGGCUCAAGAAGAGACUACUUGGUAACAACAGAUACUUACUGUUACAUGUAGGUACAAUGAGUUAAUGAAGUCACUAACCAAAAAUCAUGAAGACCAGACCAGCACUAAUCAGACUUAAUAUCACAGCACGUUCCUAUGACAGUGUCAAGAGCUAUACUUAAACACUUAAAAAAAUGACUUUUAAUGUGAUCUCUGCAAGUGUAUACCACCAAGCACUUUCAGUAAAGGUACUAAAUCUAGUGCCAAAUUUCUGAAUAUUUACUGCACUAAGUUAAGUUAUUCACAUUUGGUUCCAUUAAAGUGCCUAGUCUGUGCUGUUGAACAAUUUAUAUUAUAUUUAAGUCUGAUAUUGUUGUUCAAUUGCCUAAUGAUUAAAACUUGUAUUCGU